Malus domestica (apple) is the source of this 1932-nucleotide messenger RNA. The record is from RefSeq and is a predicted model, not a curated record. Lineage: Eukaryota; Viridiplantae; Streptophyta; Magnoliopsida; Rosales; Rosaceae.
AUGGUUACUUACAACACUUCGAUUAAUGGGUUUUGUAAGAAGGGUGAUUUGGAUACUGCAAGGCGAGUUUUGGAUCAAAUGAAGGAUAGUAAGGAUUGCUUGCCCAGUACGGGUGAUACUAAGAAUGCUCAGAAGGUGUUUGAUGAAAUGACUUGCGAGCGGGAUAUAAUUACUUGCAAUACUAUGAUUCAUGGGUUUUAUAAGAAUGGCGAUGUUAACGAUGCGCAGAAGGUGUUUGAUGAAAUGACUUGCAACCGGAAUAUGAUUACUUAUAAUACCAUGAUUCAUGGGUUGUGUAAGAAGGGCGAUUUGGAUACUUGUAAGAGAGGCGAGUUGGAAGAGGCGAUGAAGUGCAUGAGUGAAAUGAAGAAGCAGGAUUGUGAGCCUAACAUGUUUACUUACAAUGCUCUGAUUCAUGGGUUUUUCAACAACGGUGACACUAAGAGUGCCCAGAAGGUGUUUGAUGAAAUGACUUGCAAGCGUGAUAUAAUUACUUACAAUACUAUGAUUCAUGGGUUUUGUAAGACUAGUGAUUUUGAUAGUGCGAGGCAAGUUUUGGGUUGUAUGAGGGAAAAUAAGGAUUGUUUGCCUGAUACGGUAACAUAUACAACUUUGAUUGAUGGGUAUUAUAAGAAAGGCGAGUUGGAGGAGGCGAUGAAGUGCAUGAGUGAGACGGAGAAGCAGGGUAGUGAGCCUAAUCAGAUUAGCUACAGUAUUUUGAUUCAUUGUUUGGGUAAGAAGGGUGAUGUUAAGAAUGCCCAGAAGAUGUUUAAUGAAAUGAUUUGUGAGCCAAAUGUGAUUACUUAUAAUACCAUGAUUCAUGGGUUUUUUAAGAUGGGUGAUUUUGAUAGUGCUAGGAGAGUUUUGGUUCGGAUGACAGAGAGUAGGGAUUGCUUGCCUGAUAGGAUAACUUGUACAAUAUUGAUUGAUGGGUAUUGUAAGAAAGGCAAGUCAGAGGAGGCGAUGAAGUGUAUGUAUGAAAUGGAGAAGCAUGGUUGUGAGCCAGAUGUGAUCACUUAUAGUACCAUGAUUCAUGGGUUUUGUAGGAAGGGUGAUUUUGAUAGUGCAUGGAGAGUUUUGGGUCACAUGAGGGAGAGUAAGGAUUGCUUGCCUGAUUCGGUAACUUAUACAACUUUGAUUGAUGGGUAUUGCAAGAAAGGCAAGUUGGAGAAGGCGAUGAAGUGCAUGAGUGAAAUGGAGAAACUGGGUUGUGAGCCUAAUCUGUUCAGUUACAAUGCUCUGAUUCAUGGUUUGUGUUUGAGUGGGCAGAUUGGUGAGGUGAAGGAGAUGGUGACAAAGAUGAGAUUACAUUGUGUGAAGGAUGAUAUAGUAACACACAUGACUAUCUUGAAAGGGCUUUGCAUUGAGGGGGGGCCAGACACCGCCACUAAACAUCUUAAAGAUAUAGUGAGCCUUGGGAUGAAACCUGAAGUGGCAUAUGUGGUGAUUAUUAAUGAGUACCGUAAGUUGAGAAAACCAGAUGGAGCGAUUUCGCUUUUGAAGGAAAUAAAUAUGAGAGGCCUAGAGCUGAGUGUUUCAUGCUUUAAUAGACUACUCAGAGUUCUUGUUGAAAGUGGGGAACCUGAAAGAGCUAUUUUUCCUCUAAAGGAAAUGCAUCAAAUGGGUUGCUCUCCGAAUUUCUUUUCGUAUAACACAGUGAUAUGCAGUCUUUGUGAUAUGAGAGGUAGAAUGGGGGAAGUUGAAGAGCUUGUUCGUGACAUGCUUGGGAAUGGUCACGAGCUACGUACCAACCUCCACGGUUGCAUAAAUAAGGGUUAUUGCGAAGAUGGCAACGUGAAUAUGGCAGUGCAGACUUUCUGUGGAACCCUGGAUAACAAUAACAUUUUCAGUUUGGAGAGAUUUUCGAUUUUGAUCAAGGAUUGUGCGCAAAAGGGAUGGUGGUUGAAUCUGAGAGGAUAUUUGAUUACAUGA